UUUGGGGGGGGGUGAGUGAGAGUGAAAUUUGCCAGUAUAGGAGCGAAAGUCUUCUUGAAGAAUCACAUUGAGAGCAAAACAUUUUUCCUGGUGACAUAUUUUGUUCCCACUGUGGUCCGCUGCUACUGAGAAAUUAAAAGGGAAUAAAAAUGCAUGAUAACGAGUGGGAGCAGAGCCCGGAGUCAGCCUGUGGAGCGGCGCUCAGCGGCCUCGCCGACGACCCGCCACCUGCAUACUGUUCCCUGGAGUUCAGCAGACACGCAGUCACGGAGGACUACAAGAUAACCACCCAAGUUCUUGGUCUGGGAAUCAAUGGCAAAGUGCUGGAGUGUUACUGUAAGAAAACAGGGGAGAAAUGUGCCCUCAAGAUUCUCUAUGACACUCCUAAAGCCCGACGGGAGGUUGAGCUGCACUGGCGAGCGUCUGGAGGCCCCCACAUUGUGCGAAUACUCAGCCUGUAUGAGAACAUGCACCAGGGGAAGAAAUGUCUGCUCAUUGUCAUGGAAUGUAUGGAGGGAGGGGAGCUGUUCAGUCGCAUUCAGGCCAGAGGGGACCAGGCCUUCACAGAGAGAGAGGUGUCAGAGAUCAUGCAUGACAUUGGCACAGCCAUAGAAUACCUCCACCACAUGGAUAUUGCCCACAGAGAUGUUAAGCCUGAAAACCUGCUCUAUACCACCAAGGAGAGUAACGCUACCCUGAAACUGACAGAUUUUGGCUUUGCUAAGGAGACGACACUGCACAACUCCCUACAAACCCCCUGUUACACUCCAUAUUAUGUCGCACCAGAAGUGCUUGGACCAGAGAAAUAUGACAAGUCAUGUGACAUGUGGUCUCUGGGGGUAAUCAUGUACAUUUUAUUGUGCGGGUUUCCUCCAUUCUACUCAAACACAGGGCAGGCCAUCUCUCCAGGCAUGAAACGGAGGAUCAGGUUGGGCCAGUAUGAGUUUCCAAACCCAGAGUGGGCUGAUGUUUCAGAGAAAGCCAAACAGCUCAUCGUUCAGUUACUGAAGACAGACCCCAGUGAGAGGAUGACAAUUGGGCAAUUCAUGAAUCAUCCUUGGAUUAGUCAGUCAAUGGUGGUCCCUCCAACGCCUCUGCACACUUCUUGGGUUUUGACAGAGGACAAGGAGCUCUGGGACGACGUAAAAGAGGAAAUGACCAGCGCCCUGGCCACCAUGCGCUUAGACUAUGACCAGGUAAAGAUCAAAGACCUGGACAUAUCUAACAACCCUCUGUUGAACAAGAGACGCAGGAGGCCGGUGGCCGGAGGAUCUGAUGGAGCAGAGGAAGCCGGCAGAGGGGACGGUCACGGAGGAGUAGAGUCUAACAGUCUCAGAGGGGUUACAUUCACUGAACAAAAGUAGUGUAAAAGCCAGUAUUUUUGUAUCCACAUAUUGUACUUUGUAUCAUUGCACUCAAUAGUCAAACAAUUUCAUGUAUUUUUUGAUUGUUGCUACUUGUAUUAAAUUUUGUGGUUGAA
Messenger RNA from Cololabis saira (Pacific saury), 1480 nucleotides. RefSeq names its product MAP kinase-activated protein kinase 2-like. Gene Ontology annotation, biological process: intracellular signal transduction; protein autophosphorylation; peptidyl-serine phosphorylation. Bases 150 to 1364 code for a protein of 404 amino acids. Lineage: Eukaryota; Metazoa; Chordata; Actinopteri; Beloniformes; Belonidae. Gene Ontology annotation, cellular component: nucleus; cytoplasm. The transcript has 10 exons. Gene Ontology annotation, molecular function: ATP binding; calcium-dependent protein serine/threonine kinase activity; calmodulin binding. The record is from RefSeq and is a predicted model, not a curated record.